AUGGCGGGUGUGUUCAAGAACGUAUUUGGCAGCCAGCCAUCUGGCGCCGGCUCUGAUGAUGAUUUCGCCGACUUUGUCGAAGCCCCGAAUCCAUCGCCUGCGUCCAUUAUCGCUGACUCGACCACCAUCGCGGCUGCUAAUACGCUUGGAGCCACUGCUCCUUAUACAGCAUGGUACCGGAUAUGGGAACGGACCUCUCCCAAGGAUUUCAUGCAGGAGGCUAUGAUCAUGCCUUUCGUCCUACUCCUAGUUCUCUUCCAUGUCUGGGGUACGCGGAAGAACCGCCGCAAGGCGCGUGAGUGGGCCCAAGCUCACAUCCCUUCCCUCCAGAAGGAGUUUGCUGUCGUUGGAUUUGAUGGCAUUGCCCGCACCAGCGAUGAUGAGACCAUCACCGUGCAAUUGGCCAACCCGGAGAAGAGCCUGAAGGAGAAGUCAGCCCACGAGUUCUCUACUUAUGCGACUGGUCGCCAGAAUGUUGCUUUCCUCGACAUUUCCCUGAAGAUGCCCAAGCGCUACAACCCCAUUACCUACCUUAUGGAGUACGCCUUCAGCUUCUUCUUUGAGAGCUGGGAGGCCCCUAGUGAGAAGUACGAGGCUCUGAUGUACGCGUUUGAUGGCAAGGAGAAGGAUUUGGUUCCGGUCUUCGCCAAGGAUACUCCCCCUGAAAUGGUUCACAAGAGCCACAUGCGCAAGUUUCGUACUGAUCGCUACGAUGCCUCGAUUACCUUCUCCAAGGACCACCCCAAGCUUCCCUCUUGGGUUACUGUGAUGUCCGAGAGCGCUGAGAUCACUGAAACUCUUCUCACCAAGGAGCUCAUCCAGGCCAUCGAGCAGGCUGGCAAUGACUUUGAGUUUUUGAUCGUGACUGACCAGCCCGUCGAUAAGCCUACCAAGAUUGAUGAGACCGUUCCCAAGAAGCGUGUUCAGCUUUCGGUCAACCUUUCGUCCGCCGCCGGUUAUGCCGCUACCGUUCCCCUCUUCAACCAAUUCUUGCGCUUCGGAGAUAAGCUUGUCGCAGCUGCCCACUUCCGUGGUGAGGUCCUGCGCAAGGUUCGCAAUGUUCGCGAGGACGAAAUUAAGAAGCUGCGCCGUGUUGAGGAGGAAGAGAAGGCCGAGGAGCGCAAGUUGGCUGCUGAAAAGAUCAAGAAGGAAGAGCGCGAGCGUCUUCUGCGUGGUAUGACUGCCGAUGAGCAACGAAAGUAUCUGGACCGUGAGAGUCAGAAGGAGCAGCGUCGGUCGUCGAAGCGCAUGACCCGUAAGGGUUAA
Molecule: messenger RNA, 1266 nt
Organism: Penicillium longicatenatum
Lineage: Eukaryota; Fungi; Ascomycota; Eurotiomycetes; Eurotiales; Aspergillaceae
Product: CCDC47 family protein
Exons: 4
Coding region: 1-1266 (421 amino acids)
Biological process (GO): endoplasmic reticulum calcium ion homeostasis
Cellular component (GO): endoplasmic reticulum
Molecular function (GO): calcium ion binding
Source: RefSeq, a predicted model, not a curated record